AUGAAUUUUUUAAAUAAAACUUUUUUUAUAAAAAAAAUUCAAUAUUAUUACAGCAGCUCUAAAUUUGAAAAUAUUGUUCCUCUUUAUGAAAGAAAAAGUAGAAUAAAAUUUAAAAAAGAAAAAUUAUUAAAAAAAAUAAAAAUACAGAUUUUACAUUUAGAUAAAAAUAAGAAAAAUUCAACGAAGUAUUUAUCAUCAUACAAUGAAAAUUUAUUAAGUCAUGAUGUGAUCAAUCAAAGUAUUUCAGAAAAAAUACAUGAUGGAAGCUCUUGUUCAUUAGAAAAGGAAAUAGAUAAUCUUAAAACUCUAAUAUCUAACAAUGAAAAUAACAAUGAUAAAAAUGAUUUAAUAAAAAGAAAAAUAGAAAUCCUAAAUGAAAAAUCUUUAACAUUUAUACACCUUAAAAGGUUAUACUUUCUUAUUAACAAUAAAGAAAAUGAGCAGUUAAUUGAAAAUAUCAACAAUUCUAACUUUUUAAAAAUUUGCAUCUUUACAAAUAAAAAAAAUAUAAGAAAUCGUGUCAUUGAAAAAGAAUUUUUAAGAAGAGUAGAUAAAACAGAAUUAAAAGAAAAUUCCUUUUUUAAUGAAAAAAAUUUUCCCUAUAUUUUAGAAUAUAUUCAUUAUAUUGGUCUUAGUAAUAUAAAAAAUAUUUAUAAUUCAAAGCUAUAUUGGAACUUUAACGAAUUAAAAAUUAUAUAUAAUAGAUUAUUAGAUAAUAUCACAAAAAAAAUAAUCUUAAAUAAUGAUCAAAUUAUCAAUAUAAUAUCCAUAAAUGACAAAUAUUUAUAUUUUAAUAAAUAUUUAUUUGAUUAUAUUAAUAGUACAAUAUCAAUAAAUUUUAAUACAUUGAAUGAACAUGAAAUAACGUAUAUAUGUAAAUAUUUAAGUAAAAUGUUAUUUUUUUUUUCUAUUGAAAAAAAUGAUAUAAAAUAUAAUAUGUAUGUCCAUCGGUUAAUAAAAAGAUAUAUAUGUAAAAGUAUUGUAUUUUCAAAUAAAGUAAAAUUUCUAGAAUCAUGUAAUGAAAAGGAUACAACAAAUAUUUAUGAAAAAAAUGAUAAAAAAAACUUACAUAUGAAAAAAUUAAAUGAUUUAGAACAAACAGUUAAAAAUAAUUCUAACAACAUAAAUAAUAAUAUAAAUAAAUUAAAUGAAAAAAAUGAAAAAUUAAAAUAUGAAAAUUUUAAAAUGUAUAUUAAAAAUAGUUCUUUUGUUAAUAUUCUCAAUAAAGAAUUAAAAAAUUAUUUACACGAAUACAAGUAUUACAACUUGAUAGAUAUUUUCGAAUUCUAUACAAUAUUUGAAAUAAACAAUGAAAAUAUGAUGAAGAGAUUUAUAAAUGAAACAAGUAAAUUCAUUAAUAUCAUGAAAUAUGGUUAUCAUUCAAAGGCUUUAAUAUUAUUUAGUUUAAAUAGAAAUUAUUUACAGAUAGAAAAUGAAAAAUCCAUUAGGAGGUUAAUUAGAAGAAUCCCUUAUAUGCUAAAUUUUCAUUGGCCUAUAGAAAUUAUUAUAGAAACUAUUAUUGCUUGUUCAUUUUUUUCAUGUAAAGAAAAAAUAUUUAAAAAUUUAAUUAUUUAUUUAAAAAAUAAUAUUAAAAAAUGUAUUCAUCCCAUAAUUUUAGUUAAUUUAUUAAAAUCCUUUGUCUCCAUAAAUAAAAUUAAUUUUGUACUUUUUCAGCAAAUAUUAAGUUAUUUAAAAAAAAAUAUAAAAUUUAUAAAUAUUAGCUACAUAAUACAUAUUUUAAAAAAUAUGUCUAUCUUAAAUUAUAAGGAUUUUGAUUUUUUUUUUUUUUUUUUAUCCUUUGAAAAUGUAUUUAAUAGGAUUUCCCAUUUACCAAAACCAACACUGAUUAAUUUUUUCCAUUUAAUUUAUCGAUAUAAUCAUUUUUUAGAAAAAAAAAAAUCUAUCUUUGUUAAUAAUAUUUUUGUAAAAUCAAAUUUAUCAAUUUUUUAUACUGAGUACAUUUUAUUUUUAAUGUUGAGUAAAGAAGGAAAUCUCUUGAAAAUAAAUUCUUCAAUUUUAGGAAAAAAUGAAAAAAUUUUAAAAGAAGAAAAAGAAAAAAAAAAAAUUGAAAUGAAAUAUUUUUUACAAAAUAAUAAUUCUUAUGAACAUGAACUUUUUCUCUCAAAUAAAAACAAUCAUUUGGAUGUUAUUAAUAAUGAACCAUAUACAAAAAAAAGUAAUAAAAUUUCCCAUAUUGAUGACAAUGUGCUGAAUAUAGAAUGGCAUAAAAAUGAAAAAGAGAGUUAUACAAAAGAAAUAAAAAAGUAUAACAUAGAGAAACCAUUUAAAGAUAUAAUAAUAGAAAAUGAUAAUAAUAAUAAUAGUAAUAAUAUAUAUAAUGAUGAAAUGUAUAUUUCACAUGUAGAUUAUAAACUAUUUGAACUAGAUGUUGACGAUUUUAUAUAUUUUUUAAAAGGUUUUAUAAAUUUGAAAAUUACUAAUUUAAAUAUUUUAUAUUAUUCAAUACAUUUUCUCCAUAAAAAUUUAUACUCAUUUAAUGAAAAUCAUAUUAUUAUACUUUUGCAAUUUUAUUCUGAACAUCUAAUUGCUUUCCCUAUAUUGAUGGAUUCUCAAAUACGCAAAGCUUACAGUUAUUUACAUAUUAUAGUAAAAAGUUCAAUUAUUAAUUUACCUGAUUAUUUUUUACCUCAUUGCAUUUUUUCAGUUAUAUCUUUUUAUUUUACUGAAAUUGUAUUGAAAAAUAAUAUAAAGAACAUUGACUUAUUAGAAAAUAUCAUGUCUAUGUUUUGCAAUAAACUAAGGGGUGGAUUGGAAAUAUUAACUGAAGAAAAUGAAGAAAAAAAAGUUAAUUCAGAAUUAUUAAAUAUAAUUUCUCAAAUUUUGCAAAUGUUAUAUGUAAAAGCGGAAAAAAGAAUGCCUGAUGAUUUAUAUAAUUUUUGCAAACAUAUAAAAGAAUAUUAUUACAAAAUAAACGAAAAUAUAAACAAUGAUAAUAAAGAUAAACAAAAUUUCAUUUCAUUUUUUUCAAAUUUACUAAAAAAUAAAAAAAUUAAUCAUUUUAUAAAAUAUUCUUUUUAUCCUUAUACUCUUGAUAUUGUAAUUGAAAAUGAAGAUUAUGAUAAUACACAGAAAAAAAAAGCAUUAAUUGUAAUAGAUAAAUUGGAUAAUAUAUAUUUAAAAAAUAUUCAUUUGACUGAUUUUUUUUAUAAUUAUUCAACAAAAAAAAACACCAUUAAUGAAAAAGUAGAAGAUAAUAUACAAAAAGAAGAAAACUGUUUGAUUCAUGAAAAUUACUUCAGUAAUUCAUUAAAACCAUAUGAAUCAAUAAGAGAAUGGUUUCUUAUUAACAAUAAUUUCUCUGUUUCAUAUAUUUCAAUAAAUGAUUGGAAAAACAAAUAUUCAUACAUUUAA
Molecule: messenger RNA, 3372 nt
Organism: Plasmodium gallinaceum
Lineage: Eukaryota; Apicomplexa; Aconoidasida; Haemosporida; Plasmodiidae
Product: conserved Plasmodium protein, unknown function
Exons: 1
Coding region: 1-3372 (1123 amino acids)
Source: RefSeq, a predicted model, not a curated record